AUGCAACGUGCCUUGAUGUGCUCGGCUGUUGUCGACGCAAGGAAGCGCACUGGAAUACUUUGUCCCCAGGACGGCUGGCCCCCGGAUUAUCCAGAUGCCACACCCACUUUGCCUCCUCCUGUCAGGGACACCGUGAGCGGGGCCAGAAACAUUGCCGAGACGUCAAGGAAACAUCGCGAGCACAAGGCCGCCCAUGUGCAGUCGAUCCCGCACUCUGUCCCAAAGGGCUCUGCCGAAGCGGCAGACUCUGCACGUGUGACGCCCGACCAAGUGACUGGCUCCCAGAGAGGAAAUCCGCGUCCUGGAGUCAUCUCGCUGUUCGUCGCAAAUGCAGCUGUCCAUGCGGCCAUGAAAGCUCGAGGCCAAGGAGUCGAUAUAUUUUGCCCAAGACUGCAUCGUGCUGAGGGAUGUUUUGGUCUUCAUCAGCACCCAUCAGGCGGAGCACGGGUGCUUCAAGGCCUCAGCACUGAAUAUUUCGCCCGUCAUGUACUCGCACAACCCGGAAAGACUGUGGCCCGCCUGGAGAGAUGCUCCUGGCGCACAGGCAGGAUCGUGAGCUCGGCGCUUGCUUCUCUUUGUGCACUGGGUAUGCCCACUGGCUACAGUACGUCAUCAGGAUCAGAGCCGCUCGCACAAGCGUUUGCUCCCUUGCGUGGAACAAGUGAGGACCAUUAG
Messenger RNA from Microdochium trichocladiopsis, 675 nucleotides. RefSeq lists its product as uncharacterized. Lineage: Eukaryota; Fungi; Ascomycota; Sordariomycetes; Xylariales; Microdochiaceae. The record is from RefSeq and is a predicted model, not a curated record. The transcript has 3 exons. Bases 1 to 675 code for a protein of 224 amino acids.